Messenger RNA from Hydra vulgaris (swiftwater hydra), 932 nucleotides. RefSeq lists its product as uncharacterized. The record is from RefSeq and is a predicted model, not a curated record. NCBI's taxonomy places the organism in Eukaryota, Metazoa, Cnidaria, Hydrozoa, Anthoathecata, Hydridae.
UCUAUUUGUAAUAAUCUUCGUUUACAUUUGGUAUUAUAAAGAUUUUUAUUUUUAUACUUAUAUUAGAGAAAAAAAAUUCAACAAAUGGAUCAUCCAAUCAAAUUGUACGUUUGGGCAUCAUUUUUUACAAUCAUCAACUCAUCUAUAAUGAGGUUACCGUGCCUAUCAUAUGCAAAUUUUAAUUUGAUACCGAACUAUUACUAUAUUGGAGAUAUUGAGUCAACAUAUAUUGCAAGCAGUAUUUUUGAUUGUGGCACCUACUGUGUUAGAAGCCCAUCUUGUGUAUUUGCCAACUAUAAUAAAGUUCAACACACUUGCGAGUUGAUGUCAUCUUUAGCGAACUCUUCAAAUAGUUCAACCAAUCAAGAAUGGCAAGUAUUGACAACUGAUUUAAUAAAUAGUACAAAUAUUGGACCCGUUUGUGAAAACAACACACCUUGUGACAAUCUUUAUUGUAGGGAUGUAUGCACAUCAGAUACUUUAGCCCACGCAUACCUUUGUUUAGCAACAAACGAUGUGUCAAGAAUUGGAACUCCUUCAUUAUCAACAACAUAUUCACCGUCAACUGCUGCAAGUAAUGCAAUCGAUGGUAAUGUAUUUAUUACCGCAGUAACUCAUUUUAGUGAUAAUAAUAAAUGGUUUAAACUUGAUCUAAAAUUCAUUUUCCGAAUAAAUCAAAUUAUUGUAUGGAAUUCGAGCACUCGUUCAAGUAGAAUGAAUGGUAAUAAGUUGUUUUUAGGAAUAACCGACAAAGCUACAGAUUAUUCUCAAAUUGCAGUUUUAAGCUCCAACUUGAAGCAAACCUUUUCGGGCUCAUUCAUUGCUAGAUAUAUAUUUAUUAAUAAUACUGUUGCAGACGCACUUCAGGUUGCAGAAAUUAACGUAUUUGUAUAAAUUACACUUUUUUUUAUCAUAAUCUUUGAAAAAAAUUU